Molecule: messenger RNA, 541 nt
Organism: Cuscuta campestris
Lineage: Eukaryota; Viridiplantae; Streptophyta; Magnoliopsida; Solanales; Convolvulaceae
Source: the annotation of a GenBank genome assembly
GAGUAGAAUUUCUUUUGUGUUUUGGUCUUUUUCCUCUCCUAUAAAUAAAGAAGAAACCCCUUGUAAUUUGUAAAACAAUUCAAUAUACAAAUUAUUUUCUCUCUUAUUAAUUUCUACAUUUUUAAUUUUUCCAAAAGUAAUAUAUUAUUUUAAUAUCAAAAAAAUAUAUAUUAAAAUGUCGAGGGAGUCCGAUAGAAGGUCCUAGAUAUGGGCGACGUGAACCGAAGAUUGAGUAAAGGCAAAGCUAAAGCCACCUCCGACGGUUCGACCUCACGCGGACGCGGUUCUCGAGGAAGACACUCCGUCUCUUCGUUUCCUACUGUCCCAGAUCAUUUAAUCGGGGACGCUAUGACGGAUGAAGAAUUCAACCAGAUUUAUUCUGGUAGAGGGGACGCGAAUCUCCCCACUCUUGAUAGUCUAUUCGAGGAUGUUGAUGAAGCAGGACUGGAUAAUCUUGACGGGGACGAUGAGCCAACACCGCAAAGCAACGACGUCGACGUGGAGGCAGGUGAGCCCGAGACCUCUCGAGGUCCGGACAAAG